AGUACCCAGUGGUACAUGCCCAGUCAUUAUUGUAUCAGACCCAGCGGAUCCAAUUUGUGGAUCAUGGGAGCAUGGCUGAGAUCUCGUGCACUUCAACAGAAAGCAUCGAAGAUGAUGGGCAUUCAUUCAGUUGGUACAGAAGAGGAGAUGGCGAAAUACCCCUUUUAAUUGAGCAUUGCUAUCGUGGGACUACAGGUAAAUUUGGUUGCAAAGCAAAAGGACACAAGGUGACGUUGGAAAUCUCCAGGUCUCAAAUGACGGAUUCUGGUCUAUAUUUCUGCGGCAAACGGCUCGAUUUUUCAAGAAUGUCUUUCAGCAAUGGGACUUCCCUGAUUGUAGGAGACAGUUACACCACAAGCACCUGGGUGAUGCUUUUGUUCCCAUCUGCACACCCAGGAUCCCUAUCUGUGCAGAGAGACUAUCUUGCUUGCGCGGUCCAUGGAGCGUCCAACUUGGUCCAGGUGUCCUGGAACAUCUCCAGAGAUCUCCAGCAAGAAGGAGAGACUUUCUUGGCAAGAAACAGCAGCGGCUCCUUGACCUUCAUCAGUCUCCUAUCCAUCCCCAUGGACUUGGAGACGAGGGGAAAGCUCUUCACAUGUGAAGUCAGGUUCAAUUCUUCCAGCAAGAGCGUGAAGAAGAAUGCCACAUUCUAUGCGGGUGGUCCCUCUACAGCAGACGAGGCCUGCCUAACCUCCUGGGUGCUGCCGGGUGUUGCCCGUGCCCUGGCAUUUCUGCUGCUGCUGCUGCCUCUCCUUUGGCUUCUUCUCCGCCCUUGCAACUAGCUAAGAUCAGUGACCGCAUCCUAGGAGUCAAUAAGAAGAUGGAUAUCAAAUCCUAUCCGAUCCAGGUAUUGCUUUGUGCAGGAAAAAACGAGCCAGAGAUUGUAGUAGCCUCUCUCCUAACAGACACACAAACACAUUUAAGUGCUGCAGUUAUGAAAAGGGCAACUCUGGCCACUGGCUUAUCCAAAGUAUGUUGCGCAUAAGCAGGCUUCUAGAAAUUAAUAGGACAAGAUUACUUUAACUUGUUUAAAGUAAACAAGUUUAACUUUUUAAAAAUAGUAUUUAAAUUGUUUUUAGUGCAUUUUGCAUGUGUGUAUAUGCAUAUACAUGCAUAGAUAUGUGUUGUGAUUUCAUGUGUUAUGUGUUUUUACAUAUGUGUUAUGUGUUUUUACACAGCAUGUUCUAAUGCUGUGCUGUGAGCAACAAACAAAUAAAGAAGUUGUUGUUGUU
This is a messenger RNA of Hemicordylus capensis (graceful crag lizard), 1232 nucleotides long. RefSeq names its product immunoglobulin lambda-1 light chain-like. NCBI's taxonomy places the organism in Eukaryota, Metazoa, Chordata, Lepidosauria, Squamata, Cordylidae. The transcript is spliced from 4 exons. The record is from RefSeq and is a predicted model, not a curated record. The coding region runs from base 72 to 782 and encodes 236 amino acids.